AUGUCGAAAACAAAGCAGCCUACAAGGGCUACGAAGAAGCAACAGAAGGAGUUAAAAACAACUCUUCACGACAAGAAGGUGGAUAAUGCUGAGAAGGCAGAGCAAACUCCUUCUCACGGAAGUGUUGAGCAGGAAUCUGUAGAUGGAGAAAAUGAGAACGUAGAAACCUUGAAGGGAUUUGAAUCUUCUGGGGACGAGGAUGAGGAAAGCGAUGUGGAAAUAGAUACUUCGAAUGGCGCUUCAAAGCCAAUUAUGGCAUUAGGAGACGAAAAGGAGAAAAAAAUAAAAAAAAGGUUUCAGAGAAGAAGGCUGAAAGGUUAUUUCUCUCAAUUUGGUACCGUUCUACGUCUCCGUUUAUCUCGUAGUAAAAAGACUGGCAAUAGCAAACACUAUGCUUUCAUUGAGUUUGAGUCUCUUGAUGUGGCCAACGUUGUUGCCGAGACUAUGCAUAACUACCUCUUAUAUGGACGAUUAUUGCAAUGCAAAGUGAUUCCGGCUGAUCAAAUUCACGAAGAAAUGUUCAAAGGUGCUUCCCAACCUUUCAAACGUAUUCCCCGUGCUACCAUUGCACGUUUAGAGCAUCAGAAACCUUUAACCGGUGAAAAGGUAAAGAAGCUGGUCUCUCGUCAUAACCGAAAGUUACAGUUAAAGAAACGAAAGCUCGAACAACUUGGUAUUACUCUCGAUUCAGAUGUAACACAGGCUAAAGCUGACGCUGUCAAAAAGGCUGCUCCUUCUAAGAAGUCUAAUAAGAAGAAAAAACAAAACAAACAGGUUUAG
Schizosaccharomyces cryophilus OY26 is the source of this 780-nucleotide messenger RNA. Its product is annotated as TA8 protein. Gene Ontology annotation, cellular component: nucleolus. Gene Ontology annotation, molecular function: RNA binding. The transcript has 4 exons. The record is from RefSeq and is a predicted model, not a curated record. The coding region runs from base 1 to 780 and encodes 259 amino acids. Lineage: Eukaryota; Fungi; Ascomycota; Schizosaccharomycetes; Schizosaccharomycetales; Schizosaccharomycetaceae. Gene Ontology annotation, biological process: maturation of LSU-rRNA from tricistronic rRNA transcript (SSU-rRNA, 5.8S rRNA, LSU-rRNA).